Messenger RNA from Punctularia strigosozonata HHB-11173 SS5, 696 nucleotides. RefSeq lists its product as uncharacterized. NCBI's taxonomy places the organism in Eukaryota, Fungi, Basidiomycota, Agaricomycetes, Corticiales, Punctulariaceae. Gene Ontology annotation, cellular component: nucleus. Bases 1 to 696 code for a protein of 231 amino acids. The record is from RefSeq and is a predicted model, not a curated record. The transcript is spliced from 2 exons.
AUGACAGUCAACUGGACUCGCGAGGAAUUUGAGGCGAAGCGACGUCUUGUCCGCUUCGUCCGCACCGUGCAGGGGAGCAAGAUCCAACUUCACUGCGAGGCGAUUACUCAGGAGCGGUAUGACGAGCAAAAGGGCCUCGAUCAAUGGCUCGACAACGAGAUCACCAUCUCCUGUAUUUGGCGCGAGGAUACGAGAUCAUACUGCUUCACGUCUGUCAACGUGAUCGACCUCCUCGAGAUGCUUCUCACCAGGGAUGCCCGAGAAGAGUUUCCGGCAUCUGAAAAGGGUAGCAUCAGACGGAACCUUGAUAACUUGGGGCCGACCACCGUAUCGAAGGAUCGCCAUGGACUCGAGCGGGUGUUCAAGACAAUCAUGAUGUUCCCAGAGCCGAAGCCGUUCACCAUCGAAAAGACAGUCAAGGUAUUCGAUUGGAUGGUCCUCGAGAAGGCGCUGAAGCGUGCGGUAGCUAAAUACGUAUGUUUCUGGACUUGUCCGCGCCCUGAACCGUCGACUCAUGUAGUACCUUGCAGGGCGUCUUCUCCACCACCGGUGACGGGACUGUACUUGCUGAAAGCCCCGUACCGACAGAAAUGCCAAGCCUCGACUUCGGUGAAUCUCCCUACUUUGCGUCGUCGCCUUCAACUGUCGGCAGCGAUGAUUCGCCUUCCCCCUCGCCGUCCUUGGAAACCCCCGUGA